Messenger RNA from Ceraceosorus guamensis, 162 nucleotides. RefSeq lists its product as hypothetical. NCBI's taxonomy places the organism in Eukaryota, Fungi, Basidiomycota, Exobasidiomycetes, Ceraceosorales, Ceraceosoraceae. The record is from RefSeq and is a predicted model, not a curated record. The annotation marks the transcript as partial. The transcript has 2 exons.
CCUGGCCAGUUCAAAGAUGCAGAAGCGGAGCGAGAGCAUAGAAAGGAGCGUCUGGCCAUGGCUUACCGCGUCUUUGGCAGGCUCGGCUUCGAAGAGGGAGUGGCGGGCCACUUGACCUACCGCGAUCCCAUCAUCACCAACGCGUUCUGGGUCACCCCCUUU